GUGAUGAAUGCAAUGCGCACAAACGGUUGCGUGCAGACAAGAGCCGAGCGCCAACACGGUAAUUGCUUUUUCUACUCAAGAAGCUGAAAAUUACUGUCUUUGGACGUCUUUGCCUGCGGCAUUGAACAAACUCGUUUCGAGUGUUGCACCUUGCACGCCUCUGCGUGCUCUCUUAUUUGCCCCGCGAAGUCGUCAAUUCUCCAGACUUUGUGUAUAGAACCUCUCUAAGAAUGAGUACGCCCGGGCCCAAGGGAGCUCAGGAGCUCCCCGCGCCCGAGAUAGUCAUUUCAAGUCGCGCUGGCGAUGUGCUCAUCAAGCACACGACCCUAAAAGCUGACCACUUCCCCAGUUGCCACAACACCAAGCUGGUGCCGAUUAUGGAGGGUGCUCCCAACUUCCGGCAGAUCCCCAACGUGCCCGUGUACGGCGUGGCCAUCCCCACCGUCACCGGCCUGCGCUCCGCCCUCAACGCCGUAGGCGCAAACAAGGGCGCCCGCAAGGUGUACUGGCAGAACAUGCGCGAGGAGCCGCUGGUGUUCAUCAACGGAAACCCCUUCGUGGUGCGCGAGGCGGACCAGCCCUUUUGCAACCUCGAGUACACAGGCAUCGACCGCAGCCGCGUGGAGGACAUGGAGCGGCGGCUCAAGGAGGACAUCCUGGGCGAGGCGGCGGCGUUUGGCAACCGCAUCCUGGUCAAGCACGAGAACGAGGACCUGUCGCUGUACGACCACUGGGAGCCCGUCACGGCGGCGGACGUGCAGACGCCCAACGAGGUGUACGCCGAGCUGCGGGCCGACGGCUACCACAUUGACUACCUGCGUGUGCCUGUCACGGACGAGAAGGCGCCCAAGGACUCGGACUUCGACAUGCUCAUCCAGCGACUGUGGCCCAACCUGGGCGGCGCGGCAUUCAUAUUCAACUGCCAGAUGGGCCGCGGCCGCACCACCACCGGCACCAUCAUCGGCACGCUGCUGCACCUGCGCAAGCUGGGCGCCUUCCCGCCCGGCGCCAAGAACAACAUGCCGCUGUCGCCCGCCGGCUCCGGAGCCGACCGCGCGGCGGCGGCGGCGGCGCCCGCGGUGCCGGUGUGGUUCCCGCUGGCGCUGCAGGCCACGCCGCCGGUGGGCGAGCAGACCAAGGACAAACUCAAGUGGGGCAUGUACGACGUGGUGCGCUCGCUGCUGCGUGUGCUUGAGAACGGCGUGCAGGGCAAGGCGGUGCUGGACGCCGUGAUCGACCACUGCAGCCAGAUGCAGAACCUCAGAGAGGCCAUCGGCUCCUACCGCAGCCGCUUCCUGAAGGAGAUGCGCGAGCGGCAGCGCGCCUCGCUGCUGGCUGCGAGCUUCGCGGACUGGAUGGCGUCGCGCCCCGAGCUGCGCAGCAUCCUGAUGCGCCUGCUGCGCCGCAACUCCAUGGCCGCCCUGGACCUGCACCUGCCCGUGGCCGUGGCCGCAGCGGGACCCGAGGCGCCGCCGGGGCUGCCCGCCGGACCCACCAGCGGCGACGUCACGGCGGCGCGCAGCGGCGCAGUGCUGGGCCCCUUCACCAUCCUCAAGGAGGACCAGUUCCCGGGCAUGCGCAGCCACAAGGUGCCGCAGCCCAUUGACGGCGCGCCAAACUUCCGCGGCCUGCCCGGCAUGCCCAUCUUCGGCACCGGCAUGCCCACCAUCGAGGGCAUCGUGGCGGUGCUGAGGGUUGUGUCUGGCAGCACCAGCCCCAACGCCUCCAAGCGGGUGCACGCGCUGUGGAUCAACAUGCGCGAGGAGCCGGUGGUGUACAUCAAGGGCCGCCCCUUCGUGCUGCGCGAGGAGCGCCGGCCGCUCAAGAACAUGGCCGAGUACGCGGGCAUUGAUGCCGAGCGCGUGGCCAGCAUGGAGGAGCGGCUCAAGCGGGACGUGCUGGCGGAGGCCCAGAAGUUCGGCGGGCGCAUCCUGCUGGCGUACGAGAGCACGGCGGCGGGGCACGUGGGCGAGCUGAGCGACGCCUGGGAGACCAUUGCGGGGCCGGAGGACGUGCAGACCAGCGCCGAGGUGUAUGCGGGGCUCACCAGCCAGGGCUUCGCGGUCAAGUACUUCCGCGUGUACCGCAAGCCCCGCUCCAGCUACACCUACAUGCGGCCGGAGAUGCAGCAGCGCCACGCCGCCUUCAAGCGCGGCUCCGCCUACCUGGAGCGCUACUGCCAGCUCAUCGCCUUCGCCUACUACCUGGAGCACGUGGGGCCCGAGGCAGCAGCAUUCCAGGACUGGGUGGCCAGCAGGCCCGACCUCAAGUCCGCCUUCACCUCCAUCCAUGAGAACCCGGGUGCCGCGCUGGCGCCGGUGCCGGUGGCCAAGCUGCCCACCGUGUUCCGGGCCGCCAGCGCCACCGGUGAGGACGCGGCGGACGGCGCCGCCGCCGACCAGCGGCAGGUGCUGGCGCGGCGCAAGGGCCGCACCCUCACCAAGCGCACCAUCCUCAAGUCCUACCUGCUGCCGCGGCCACACAAGCCCCAGCAGGCGCCCGGGGAGGCGGCGGCAGUGGAGGAGGCGGAGGUGCCGCAGCACGUGCAGGCGGGGCCAUUCCCCGUGUUCAGCGUGGGCAACGUGUCCAGCUCGGAGCUGGGGGCGCUGCUGAAGCACCUGGGCGCGGGGCCGGACGGCAGGUGCCACGUGGUGGUGGCCGACGUGCGCGAGGAGCUGGUGGUGUACGUCAACGGCGUGCCGUACCUGCGCCGCGAGCUGGAGAUGCCGGCCGCCGCCAUGCACCACGCGGGCGUGCACGCGGCGCAGCUGCAGGAGCUGGAGGCGCUGCUCAAGGAGGACGUCACGGACGAGGCGGCGCUGUGGGGCAGUCGUGUGUUGCUGCACCGCGAGGCUCCCCACUCACACCACCAGGCAGCAGCAGCAGCGGCGGCGGCGGCGGCGGCCGCCGGCCAGGCGCCUCCCGCCACGCCCACCCGCGGCGGCAGCACCGGCGGCGCGGCCAGCGGCGACGCCAACGGCCACAGCCCGGAGCCCGCCACGCCCGCCACGCCCGCCACGCCCGAGCUCGCCGCCUCCGCCACCCCCGCCGCCGCCGCCGCCGCCGCCUCCGCCGCCGCCAACCCGGACGACGUGACGGGCCUGGUGGACAUGUACCCGGGUACUAGUGUGGAGCCGUUCUGGGAGGCGGUGGACCCCGACUCCACCACCGCCCUGCUCACGCCGCUGGAGCUGAUGCAGCAGCUGGAGGCCGCGGGCUACCGGCUGUCGUACCGCCGCAUCCCGCUGUCGCGCGAGCGCACGCCCGAGGCGGCGGACGUGGACGCACUGCACGCGCAGCUCACGCACCUGGCGGGUGACGCGGCGGAGGACCUGCGCGGCGAGGAGGCGGCGGCGCUGGCGGGCCUGGGCAGCCGCGGCCCCGGCAUUGUGGUGCACCUGAUCCUGUCGCGCACCGCCACCGGCUCCAGCGCGCGAUUCGUGGCGGCGGCGUGCGGCACCUACCUGUCCCGCCAGCAGUCGGGCCACGCCGAGUCGGCCGGCGGCGCCCCCGCCGGCGGCCCGCCCGGCCUGCCCUUCCUGCAGUCCGUCCCCGGCGGCAUGCGCGCCUCCUCCUCCGGCGGCUCGCCGCUGCAGUCCUCCGCGGCCCUGUCGGGCGGCGGCGGCGGCGGCGGCGCGGCGGCGCUGGGGCUGGAGGCGGCGGCGGGCGAGUACCGCGGCAUCAUGAGCCUGUGUCGGCUGCUGCCGGGCGGCUUUGAGGCCAAGCUGGCGGUGGACGCCGCAAUCGCCGCCAUUGCCAAGCAGGUGGGUGACCUGCUGAAGGACAUCCAGAACUGCAAGGCUCAGGCGGAGGCGCCCGCCGCGCCCGCCGCCGACACGCCCGGCGGCGCGGCGCUGGCGGUGGCGCCGCUGGGCCCGCAGUUCGCGGCGCGCCAGCUGGGGCUGCACUACCUCAAGCGCUACUUCCUGCUCAUCACCUACCGCUGCUUCCUGGACCACUCCGCCUACAAGCUGGGCGGCUUCGCGGACUGGGUGGCACAGCAGCCCGAGCUGCACCACCUCGCAAACCACCUCACACUGGACCUGUAGAGGGGCAGGGGGAUGAUGGGGAGGGAGGGAGCGGAAGAAGAGGAGGGAGGCGGGGGCGGCAGAUGGUGGCAGUAGGGGCUGGUGGAGCUGUGCAGCUGUGGGGCUGGCGGGGGGGGGGGCGCGGUGCCGCCGACUAGCUGGGCAGAGGUGGUGUGCCAAUGGCUUAGGGAAAUAGCGUCGGUGGUGGGGUUGGGGUCGAGCCGAGUCGAGAUCGGCAGGCAGGCACCAUGAAAGGUCAUGAAAGAUUAUAAAAGAUCGCGAGGGUGUGUGUGGCACGCGAUAAUGCGUUGCUAGAUUGCGAUGUAUGGACACGUUCAUGCCGCCACUGCGGGUUUUGUAUGUGGCUAGAGUUUCGCCGAGGUUGCCUGCUGUGAGCAUUGCGACGUUCCCUACCCGUAGACCAUAGUACUGGUGGGGCGUGUGAAAGCAAAAGCAGACAGGGCGCCGCGGGAUGCCCCGGGUGCGCAUCGAAACCGGCAGGGGUGAGACUCGUGAGGGCACUGAGCGAGACGUGUGGGGUUGCGCUGUCGGUUGUGGGCAAUCUUGCGUGAAGGAAGCACGGCAGCUUGGGGACAGGUGUUCUUAUGACAGCGGGGGGUUGCGCUCUUCAGGACGCGCAAUAGCUUGACGACAGCUGUUGGUAUACGGUACGGCGUGUGCGCGCUGCAUCGUUCCGGCGUUGACGCUGUCCUUGACGCUGUCACGCUUUCAAGCAUUGCCAUCAGUUGCAAUGCUUGGAACGGCAGGCGCUGGUUUCCGGGGGGGGGGGUAGCCAUCCAUGGGAUGGUGUGUGGGGGGGGCACGAGGCGCCAGGAGCUCGGGCUGUGCCUGCCUCGUCGUGGUGUGGUUGUGUGUUGGGCGCUUGGAUGCGAUCUUUUUGAGGUCCUGAGCGGGUCAGAGACUCGUAGAGCCGCUUGUAACGGGGAGAGACG
Chlamydomonas reinhardtii is the source of this 4981-nucleotide messenger RNA. RefSeq lists its product as uncharacterized. NCBI's taxonomy places the organism in Eukaryota, Viridiplantae, Chlorophyta, Chlorophyceae, Chlamydomonadales, Chlamydomonadaceae. The transcript is spliced from 27 exons. The coding region runs from base 231 to 4049 and encodes 1272 amino acids. The record is from RefSeq and is a predicted model, not a curated record. Gene Ontology annotation, cellular component: nucleus.